Anguilla rostrata (American eel) is the source of this 5079-nucleotide messenger RNA. Its product is annotated as HHIP-like protein 1. Lineage: Eukaryota; Metazoa; Chordata; Actinopteri; Anguilliformes; Anguillidae. The coding region runs from base 646 to 3618 and encodes 990 amino acids. The record is from RefSeq and is a predicted model, not a curated record. The transcript has 9 exons. Gene Ontology annotation, cellular component: membrane.
CCACAGCUUGGUGAUAUAGACGAGACGCAAUGGCAAGGAAUGCAUGAGUCUGAGAGAGAGAGAGAGAGAGAGAGGAGAAAAAGGAGAGCCUGAAGAAGAAAAGGCCAUGUGUUCAUGUAUGUGUGAGAGAGAGAGUGUAAAAAAGACAGAUACAUAGAAAGAUAGACUGGAGAAAGACUGGUGUUGUGUGAAUGAGAGAAAGAGAGAGCGUGGUGGUAGAGAGAGAGGGAGACAGUCAGACAGAAAAUGUUUGUGAAGGACAGACAGGGAGAGAGGGCAAAGGAAGCAGUAUGAGAGAGAAUAGAGUCAGAGAAAGAUAGACAGAGAGAAGGAGAGAGAGAGAGAGAGGUGGGAGUUAGGAGGAGGGAGUAAAAGAGGAGAGUUAAAGCAUGUGGGCGAGUGGCUAGGCUGGGUAUGAAAGGUGAAUCUCUCCUAGCAACGCUUUAACCAGAGCCAACAGGAAAGCCUUUCCAAAGCAAACAGCACGGAGGAGCGGGGAGGUAAGGGGGGACCCCACACACACACCCGUGCGUAAACACACACACGCGCGCGCGCACACGCACUGCAUCCUCCCACUCCGCUCCGUGGCUGCGCCCGGGUUCGCCGGCUGAUCUGGGAUCAGCGGGGCCGCUCUCCAGCGCUGCGAUGAGCAGGGCGCUCUGGCAGCGCGUGCUGCUGCCGGGCUGCUGGCUCCUGCUGCUGCUCGCCCCCCGGACGGCGCUCCCCCACCCGCAGUGCCUGGACUACAAGCCCCCCUUCCAGCCCCAAGAGCCCCUGGGCUUCUGCAAGGAGUACAGCAAGUUCGGCUGCUGCGACGUGGAGAAGGACAGGCUGAUAUCCCAGAGGUACCUCAUGAUCAAGGACUACUUCGACGACUCCGGGAUCCUCACCUGCGGAAAAUACAUCCGCAGCAUUCUGUGCCAGGAAUGCUCUCCGUACUCUGCCCACUUGUAUGAUGCAGAAGAUGCCAACACUCCCAUGAGAGAGCUCCCGGGGCUGUGUGGGGAGUACUGCUCUGAGUUCUGGCACCAGUGCCGCUACGUCCUCAGCCUCCUAACGGACAACAACAUCACCGCCGCGAUCGAGGACGAUCGCGACCUCUUCUGCAACUUCCUGGAGCUCAAGGACCCGCAGUACUGCUACCCCAACGUGCUGUCCAACACCGACCUGAACGCCAACCUGGGGUCGGUGCAGGCGGACCCCGAGGGCUGCCUGCAGCUGUGCCUGCAGGAGGUGGCCAACGGCCUCCGGAACCCUGUGGCCAUGGUGCACGCCGACGACGGAACACACCGCUUCUUUGUGGCCGAGCAGCUGGGCUACGUUUGGGUCUACCUGCCCAACGGGUCGCGGGUGGACCGGCCCUUCCUCAACCUGACCCGCGCCGUGCUCACCUCACCCUGGGCCGGGGACGAGAGGGGCUUUCUCUGCAUGGCCCUGCACCCCCGCUUCACCUCCGUCCGCAAGGCCUACGUGUACUACUCGGUCGCCGUCAAGAAGCAGGAGAGGAUCCGCAUCAGCGAGUUCACGCUGUCCACCACCGAUAUGAACAUGCUCGACCACUCCUCAGAAAGAACUCUCUUGGAAGUGGUGGAACCGGCUUCCAAUCACAAUGGCGGACAGCUUCUCUUUGGCCACGAUGGGUACCUCUACAUCUUCAUAGGGGACGGAGGCAGAGGAGGAGACCCCUUUGGAAAGUUUGGGAACUCUCAGAACAAGUCCACCCUACUGGGUAAAGUGCUCCGUGUGGACGUGGACAACAACGAUGACAGCGCCCCCUACAGCAUCCCCUCGGACAACCCCUUCCUGAGGGAGAAGAGUUCCCGUCCUGAGAUUUACGCCUACGGGGUGCGGAACAUGUGGCGCUGCUCCAUCGACCGGGGCGACCCCGUCACGGGCGAGGGGCGUGGCCGCCUGUUCUGCGGGGACGUGGGACAGAACAAGUUUGAGGAGGUGGACCUCAUCGUCAAGGGAGGAAACUAUGGCUGGAGGGCAAAGGAGGGCUUCUCCUGCUACGACAAACAGCUGUGCAAAAACUCCACUCUGGAUGACAUCCUCCCCAUUUAUGCGUACCCCCACAAAAUGGGGAAGUCCGUGACUGGAGGCUACAUCUACAGAGGCUGUGAGAUGCCGAAUCUCAACGGACUCUACAUUUUCGGGGACUUCAUGAGCGGACGCCUCAUGUCCCUCCAGGAGAAUAAGGACACUAAUGAAUGGCAGUACAAGGAGAUCUGCAUGGGCACAGGUCAGACCUGUCGCUUCCCCAAGCUCAUCAACAGCUACUACAAGUACAUCAUCUCAUUCGCUGAAGAUGAGGCAGGAGAACUCUACUUCAUGUCUACUGGGGUCCCAAGUGCUGCUUCUCGAGCAGGGUUAGUCUAUAAGAUAGUAGACCCUUCCAGGAGAGCACCUCCAGGCAAGUGCAGCUUCAAGCCUUAUCCUGUCAAAGUGAAGGGCAAGUUAAUUCAUUUCAGGCCAAAGGAAGAAUUUGUGAUUAACAAAAAGCCCACCACAACCGCAGCCCCUACCACACCAAAGACAACUGCCGCCACGACCCGGCCUGCAGGGAGGCCUACCACCAGGCCAAAAGCCACGACAACCAGGGCUGCCACCACCAGGACAAAAGCCACGACUACCAGGGCUGCCACCACCAGGUCGAAAGUCACGACUACCAGGGCUCCCACCAGCAGGUCGAAAGCCGUGACCACCUGGGCACAGACCCGAGCGGUUACGGAUCUCUCCAGGACCACUCUCCCGAGGCCGACGCAAAGACCUGCCGUGGCAGCCACCUCGGCCCCGCCGCGAUGGAACCUGGCGACCACUGUCAGGCCGGCCUUUGCCACCUCUGCUCCCCGGCCCCGCCACACCCCGACACCUCUGCUCCAGUACAGCGUCGGCACCACGGGUCGAACUGCCACCCCCGCGUCCCACAGGACCAGAGUCCCCUAUACCCCAGCCGGCAGGAGGACUCCCCAACCCACGGUGCGCCCCAUAACCAGGCAGCACCCCACUACUGUCAAAAACCAGACACCGCUGCUGAAGACCGAAGGCGUUUACCCAAAAAGCCCACAAACCACUCCAAGGCCCCUCCAUUGGAUUUCAACACCAAGGACCACCUCCAAGACACAGCGGCCCAACUUUACCAUCCCCAAGGCCCAAGAGAAGACCUUGAAAGGCCUGGAGGACAAGGCCAAGUCCCCGGACAGCCUGAAGGAGAACCGGGUCAACAAGAAGGGCCGGGGCCGGGGCCCGAAGUCCAGGAGGCUCCGGCGGCGCAAAGAGGGCGCAGUGCGGCUGGUCAGCGCCCAGAAGCUGGCCGACCGGGGCCGGGUGGAGGUCUUCGUCAAGGGCGAGUGGGGGACGGUGUGCGACGACAUGUUCAACAGCAAGGCGGCGACCGUGGUGUGCCGCCAGCUGGGCUUCCCCGCGGCCCUGCGGGUGGCCAAGCGGGCGGAGCUGGGCCCGGGCGAGGGGCUGAGCAUCCUGCUGGACGACGUGGAGUGCGAGGGCACGGAGAAGACCCUGCUGGACUGCAAGCGGGCCAAGAUCGGCAAGCACAACUGCUCGCACCAGGAAGACGUGGGGGUGGUGUGCGGCUACGACGAGUACGAGGACAGCUGAGGGCCGGGACCCCCAGCGGGCCCCUCGGGCUUUCCCCGACGCCCCCUGGUGGAGGCUCAUGAACUCGAAACAGAGAAGGCUAAAAACUGAUAGGCGUACGGUCGAGCACCAGUUUGAUUUUGAGCAUCAUCCAACACAGCCAAGUUUGUUUUUUUAUUUGCUUGCAACCAAUGUGGUGGAAAUAACUUUUCAACCUGAGAACUUUUCACGUGAAAAUCUGAAAUAUUGGAGUUUCAUCCACAUCCCUUUUCUUUCAUUAAAACAUAUGCAAUGGGAAGGUUACAAUGCUCAUUUCACCACAUUAGAUGCAAUUAAGUACAAGAAUAACUGGUUGCUGGUUGGUAUUUUUUGACAGGAUAGGAGAAGGUGCUUGUUUAUACAAAACAACCAAAGAAAAAUGAAGUUACUUAGCAGAGUAACUGUGGUUAAUGUUUUUUCCUGCCUCCCCUGCUUCAGACUAGUGAGCUAACACUGAAUGCCCAGCUCUAGGUAAUGUCCCCUUAUCAACACACCAGAGUGAAAACACAGCCAUGCGAUGAAAAGCAUUUUUCUCACUAAAUUAUAUCUACAAGUGCCUUGCUGGAUAUAUCGAGUAUUUUUCAAUCAAUUUUCAGCCUUUCAAGAGCUUCACCUAGUGUUGCCUUGGUAAAAAUAUUUAAUUCACAAAUAUAAUAUUUUUUUAUUCUGCCAUGAAUACUGAGGUACUUUUUCAUGGUUUGAUCAGUUAUAUUUUCAAAGAUCAUUUGCCUGAGAGCGAUUCUGGCUGAUCUUGAAGUUCUCCUGAACAGUUCAUGAAUAAAGAUGAAUGAGAAGCUCCUAUUUAAGUGCCCUGCUUACAGGCACCAGCUAAGAAACAAUGACUUUAAUGGAGAAAAGCAGUGUCACUUUAAUAUUUGCUGUAAGUUUACAUAAUCAGUUUUACUGCUACUUCUCCUGGAAAGAGAGACAUUUGAGUUUGCCCACCUUUCUCUGGCCCUAAUGUGGUUGUCAUGACAGAAGCCUAAUUUGCACCCCCAUGCUUAAAAAUGCCAGGAGCUCCUUGGUAAUUGGUGGCUUUUGCCAUUUCUUGUGUAGUUCAAAAAAUAUUGCUGAUGAGAACAUACCAUAACAUAUCACUGGUUCGCUUUUUAGAAUAAAAUGUUGAAAAUAUUCAUAUUCACUAGGGCUGGGACUGGGUUAUUUUUCAAUCAAAGGUGUGUCAACUCAAUGAACAUUGGUCAGAAAUAAAAUGUAUAUCUAUUGCUAUGGUAUCUACUUGGAGCAAAAUUUGGUUUAAACCUAGUGUAACACAUGAAAAUGUGUGGUUUUUUGUAUUAUUACAAAGAGAAUAUUGCUAAUGAAGAAAAUGCUGGACAUUAUUUGCUUUAUUGUAAAAGCUGCUUUAUUGUUUGCACACUGUAUAUUCCUAAGGCACAGGAUGUCUUUGUAAUUGAUAAAUUAAAAAGUAAAAAGAAAAGCUCA